Messenger RNA from Tetranychus urticae (two-spotted spider mite), 1369 nucleotides. Its product is annotated as alpha-lactalbumin. NCBI's taxonomy places the organism in Eukaryota, Metazoa, Arthropoda, Arachnida, Trombidiformes, Tetranychidae. The record is from RefSeq and is a predicted model, not a curated record. Gene Ontology annotation, molecular function: lysozyme activity.
GAGAAUGAAGAUGAGGAUAACUGGAUGAGGGUCGUUCCUUACGAAUCGCUCUUUCAACCAAUUGUAAUUUUCCCUUUUCCCGCUAUUCAACCUCAGCCUACGUCUUUUCCUCCUUUUAGUUCUGGGUUGCAACCAGUUACCAAUAUUAUAAUUAGUACUCAGCAAUCAAGGCUUUAUUUAUAAUUACAUCUAAAUGCUUAUAAAUGGUCUUAAGCAUUUCCAAUCGUCAGCUAGUUGGAUACUUAGACGGUUACUGGAAACAUUGCAUUAACUGUAACUUAGAUCAAUGUUGAGCUUUACAUUAAAUUUGCCUUUGCAAUCCAGCUGACAAUUAUUUUCUCACCUUUUACUAGUUGAUUAAUUAAGUGUAUUUAUAUCUUGUGUUUACAAUUUAAACUUGGAUUAAUUUGUGUUCAUUAAUUUAACUGCAAUUUUCGCCUUUAUUAUCUUUCCAUUUUUUUCGCUUUCUUCAAACCUAAACCUUUCCACUUCUGGUUCAACAUGAUCAAUGCUAAAGGUUUAACUGUGAAUCAACUGACCAAUGGAAAUACCAUUCUACUUGGUUUACUAAUUGUUGGCCUGUUCAAUUUAAUUCCAGUCUCUUCACGUGAAAUGAAUCGAUGCUCAUUGGCAAAGUCUCUUUACACUCGGUACAAAGUUUCAAAGAGCAUUAUUCCCAGUUUACUUUGUCUGGUUGAACAUUCAUCUAAAUUUGAUGCUUUCAAGAUCACUGAAACCCGAGAAGGCAGACGAUACGGAAUAUUUCAGUUUAAAGUUGGUGAACAUUGUGGUGAUAAUGGACCUCAAAUUGAUGACUCUUUAUGCCGAGUUCCUUGUGGUAAAAUGAUUGACGAUCAAUUAACUGAUGACGUUCGUUGUUGGCGUAAAAUUUAUGCCAAAUAUGGAUUCUCAUAUUGGCCUGAAUGGGUUAACAAUUGUCGGGGCAAAUAUUUAAUGGCUUAUCUUCAGGGUUGUCCACUUUAUUGAUGAAACUCAAUUGAAACUAUAAUUGCCAUUUCUCCGGUUUCACCAACAUUUAACACUAAUCAAUAUCCUGGUUUAACAUUCAUUUACCCAUUUAAAAUAUACUGUAAAUACCAAUUAUUACCAGAUAUCUUUAAUUAAUUUGUAAUAACUUAUUUAUUGAUUUUUUUAUCACUACUCUGCGCUGUUUUGAGCUGAUUUAGCAAAUUAAUGAGAAACAGCUUUUACAAUCCUUUUAUAACAUCUCAUUGAUCCACUGGUUUUGAUAAAAUUGAUUGUUUUUCAUUCAAUCCGUUUUAUGGAUUGUAUUAUUAUAAAUGCAUUCAUAAUUGGUUCACUUAAUUUUUAUUUGUAUUACUUGUUGAACUUGACCUUCUACCUCAAA